Messenger RNA from Phytophthora sojae, 780 nucleotides. RefSeq lists its product as hypothetical. NCBI's taxonomy places the organism in Eukaryota, Oomycota, Peronosporomycetes, Peronosporales, Peronosporaceae. The record is from RefSeq and is a predicted model, not a curated record. The transcript is spliced from 2 exons. Bases 1 to 780 code for a protein of 259 amino acids.
AUGAAUGUCUUGUUGAUGCAGUCGAAGGGCAUGGAAGUGUGCAGCAAGUACCGCAAGAGCACGUGCUGCAAUGCCUCGCACUCGCACGCUCUGCGUCUUAAGAUUCGCGAGCCUGUUGUGGCCAAGUUCAGCCGCAAGUGCCAGCGUCUGGCGGAGGAGAUGGCCUGCUCGUCGUGCCACCCGCUCAUGGGCACGUGGCAAAUGAAGAACGUGUGUCCGAGUCUGUGCAACGACUGGUACGACGCCUGCAAGGACGAGUACUACGCUUACGGCGGGUCAGGAACGUUAGCGCCAUGCUACGGCAAUGCGCUGGUGUGCUCGCCGCUCUCGGCCAUCACCAACUCCGGCGCAGACUUCUGCGUUCACAUGGGCUUCCACGUCGGCAGUGAUACGGAUGCUGAAGGCAUCGACUGCUUCGAUGGAUCCGUGCCCGAACAGCUGGGCGAGGCUGAGCCUACCGAGCCUUGGCAUGAGCAGCUGAAGCGCAUGCUGGAGGAGGAAGCCGAGAAUCCGUCGGGUCUGUUCAUUGCAGGCGUCUUCGUCCUCACAACGAUUAUUUUGAUGGGCGGCAGGUUCGCGCGGCAGCUCGGCGACCCGUUUGGCGGCGACCAGCUCAGUCUGAUGGAGGUGCGGCGCUUACAGCAGGAGCGGUACGAGCGUGGCGAGCAAAUGUACGACGACGAGACUGACAGCAGCAGCGACGAAGAGCACGCGCCGCGGUCAACACCCGACGACGCAGAUGACGCGAACGAGGAAAACAGCACUCCUUCGUCAUCAUAA